GAGAAGCUAUGCUGGCCAUUCUUCAACAAGUCCAUGAAGACGACCACUUUGCCAUCAUCCUGUUUGAUUCUGUUAUUGAAACCUGGAAGGAUUCACUUACCAAAGCAACAAAGGAAAACAUAACUGAAGCCAUGAAUUACAUCAAAAGAAUACAUAGCAGAGGAGCAACCAAUAUUAAUGAUGCAGUGUUGACAGCUGUAAACAUGCUGGUCAAAGACAGACAGAUGGAGAGGCUACCAGAUAGAAGUGCAGAUAUGAUUAUAUUACUGACUGAUGGAAUGCCAAAUGAGGGAGAGCGCAACACUGGCAAGAUCCAGGAGAAUAUGCGUACAGCUAUUGGGGGAAAAAUGUCUCUGUACUGUCUUGGAUUUGGAAAUGAUGUGGAUUAUUCCUUCCUGGAUGUGAUGAGCAAACAAAACAAAGGCCUGGCCCGCAGAAUCUUUGAAGCUUCAGAUGCUGCUGCUCAGCUCCAGGUGCGAGUUCCUCUUCCACACUAAUCUGUGUAGCUCCCUUAUUUAGAAACCUUUAGAGAAUAACUUCUUCCACAGUGUAACCUCGUGUGCUUUAUCCAAGCAUACUUUCUGCUAAAUCACCUGCAAAUUAUAAUUAGAAUAAAUGCAGCCUGUUUGUAGCUUUGGAAACCAGAAUCACUGAGUUGGAGUCCCAGCUCCAGACCCUUGAAAAUCCUGCAGCUAGCCAGAGCCCUGUAGUCCAUGUGGGCAACGAUAGCUUGGCCAUCGUUA
Pundamilia nyererei is the source of this 743-nucleotide messenger RNA. Its product is annotated as inter-alpha-trypsin inhibitor heavy chain H3-like. The transcript has 3 exons. The coding region runs from base 9 to 497 and encodes 162 amino acids. The record is from RefSeq and is a predicted model, not a curated record. NCBI's taxonomy places the organism in Eukaryota, Metazoa, Chordata, Actinopteri, Cichliformes, Cichlidae.